Molecule: messenger RNA, 759 nt
Organism: Fonsecaea erecta
Lineage: Eukaryota; Fungi; Ascomycota; Eurotiomycetes; Chaetothyriales; Herpotrichiellaceae
Exons: 1
Coding region: 1-759 (252 amino acids)
Source: RefSeq, a predicted model, not a curated record
AUGGAUCGACAGCUUGAUUGGAUAAUUUCUCCGCCCAAUGAUCCUGCUCUCCCGGAGCACCCUCCUUGUGCCACUCGACUUCCGCAGUUCAGCUCACAAUUCCACAACGAUGUCGUGCAUACUACUGAUGGCUCCUCCCGCCUUGACACAGCUUUGGCUCAAAGCCUCGAAUGCACCAACCAGGCCACAGAUGAAAAGGAAACAAAAUUUCCUUCCGCCGUUUGGUCAGACGGUUCCGAGCUGGCUGGUCUGACGACACCGGAAAGCAUGUGGCUGAGCCUGUCGGAGGGCCAAAAUGACCAUGAAAACUUACCGUCGGACGAUAUUCUUGGACAGCUGACGGAUCUUCAAGCGAGGCCGUCCUCCGUCCAAAAUUUCGCGCGCGUGCUGGGAAGCUAUAUCGGCUCGAUGUCAUCGUCACACCCACGUUUUGACCUUUCCGGAGACGACGUGCAUGAGCAGACAGCUGAGCCACAGCCAUGGCAUAAUGGCGGUCCAUUGGCGUCGUUCUUCCCUUCAGGAAUUCCGUCGAAUACAGGUCAGGAUCCUCUACAACAGUGGCUUGACGAAUCCAACUCGGCAGAUCUUUUCACACUCAAUGACGAUGGUGCCCUAUGGAUAUGGGGAGAGAAGCAGGAGGUACAGUUGCCAUUGAACGAUAUGGAGGAUACAGGCUCGUCGGAGACGUCGGCGAUGAAGAAUGAGGUUUCGAGCGAUGGCCAUAGGUCGCAACGGACAGGCAUCACUUCCGUCAUAUGA